ACAGUGUAUCAUACACAUACUGUGCACCAUACAUGUGUGAAAUUAUAACCUAUUUAAUGUCUUUUAUUUUACAGAAUUGUAGCUGUUUCAUGCACCAGUGGAGGAUGUCUUGUGAGCAAGGAGUAUGGACCAUUUGUCACUCUUGCAGUGCCAGACGAGGAAGAUAAUCUGCCUAUGAUUAUUGGUAUAGUGGUUGCUGUGGUUGUGGUGGUUGUUAUCGGUGCAGUGAUUGGUUUUAUACUGUUAAGGAGGAGGAAUAGUGGACCUGGCAAAAUGAAACCUGCAUCUGAGAGUGAUGAUGAUGACCUCACGACAAUUGACCCUGCAGUUACUAAAAUUCAGAGGAAAAGACCUAUCCUGUUGAAUGAGAUAGAAGAAUAUGUAAAAAAGAUGCACAAAGACAGCGACCGGCUCUUCUUGGCUGAAUUUGAGGAUUUGAAAACGCUGAGUCCGAAGCAUGCAUGUGAGGCAGCUGACAGGGAGGAGAACAGAAUGAGAAACAGAUACACCAAUAUCAUACCGUUUGACCAUACAAGAGUGAAGUUAAGUACAAAUGGAGAGGACGACAGUUCUGACUACAUCAAUGCCAACUACCUUCCUGAUUUGAAAAUGCUGAGUCCGAAGCAUGCAUGUGAGGCAGCUGACAGGGAGGAGAACAGAAUGAGAAACAGAUACAUCAAUAUCAUACCGUUUGACCAUACAAGAGUGAUGUUAAGUACAAAUGGAGAGAACGACAGUUCUGACUACAUCAAUGCCAACUACCUUCCUGAUUUGAAAAUGCUGCGUCCGAAGCAUGCAUGUGAGGCAGCUGACAGGGAGGAGAACAGAAUGAGAAACAGAUACAUCAAUGUCAUACCGUUUGACCAUACAAGAGUGAAGUUAAGUACAAAUGGAGAGGAUGAUAGUUCUGACUACAUCAAUGCCAACUAUCUUCCUGGGUACAGUUCACCUCGGGAAUAUAUUGGUUGUCAAGGCCCUAUCCCAGGAACGAUUGAUGAUUUCUGGAGAAUGAUAUGGGAACAGAAUGUGUCUGUGGUUGUCAUGUUAACACUAUGCAAGGAGGGACAGAAGAUAAAGUGUGAGCAGUACUGGCCGGAUGAAGUGGGAGAGUCAAAGCAAUAUGGAGAUAUCAUUGUUGAGAUAACAUCAUACUCCAAUAUCCGUACAUACGACUACAGAAUGUUCAAGAUCACCAAUGGCAGUACAACCCGUGUAGUGAAGCACUUCCAUUUCCUGAGCUGGCUAGAUUACCAGGCCAAUGUUCACCAUGACAUUAUUCUAGAUUUCAUCGAGCAUGUGAGACAACAUGUCCAGCCUCCUGACACCUCUGGACCUAUGAUAAUACAUUGCAGUGCUGGUGUUGGUCGUACAGGAACGUACAUCGCGUUGGAUCACCUGAUGCAGUUCAUUAACGAACAUGACUUUGAGGUCGAAAUCGACAUAUUUGAUUUGGUCCUCAAACUGAGGGAGAACAGACAACACAUGGUGCAAACAGAGCAACAGUAUGUGUUUAUCCAUGAUUGUGUGAAGGAGAUUAUGGACAGAAAGAGAAGGCAGAUGGAAAAUAUCUAUGAAAACCAAGCAUUCUCAGCACAAGAUGAAAACAUCUACCAGAACGAGCAAAGUCUCUAUGAAAACGUUUCACAGGCAAAGAGCGAACAGAAUACAGAACUGUAGUGAGAGAUAUGCUGUAGAUAUUAUUAGGGUAUGGAACAGCUGGAAGAGAUCAGCUGUAAAUGACUUUAUUGUUUAUCAGUGUUUAUAGACAGAGAAAUUAUAAAUUCAGAAAAUUAAGCAGUGGAUGAAUGGUCUCAUGUUUAAUUUUAGAAUUCUCAAAAUAAUUCAUAUUAGACAGUUAAUUUAACUAGAAAUACUCUAAAUGAUUUAAGAAUAUCUAACAUCUGUUACAGUUGCUGUCUGAAGUUGAUGCAUUAGAUGGGACAAAUAAGAUAAUGUGUUUGCAUUUGAUGACAAUGAAUCACCCUCAAAAUGCCUUAGCCAAAAGAUCUUAUUCCAAAUGAACCAAAAAAAUAGUGUGUCUUUAAUAUAUUACUGUAUGUUUAUCAUUGAAGGUAAUUCACAUAUUCUUAUUUGUCCCAGUCUUACAAAAAUGAUAUAUGCUUUGAGAAUCAUUAUGAGAUCUACAGCGACUCUUUAACUAUGCAAACAAAUGGCUUAUAUAUAUAUUUUUUACUUUGUAUUUAUUUGUAUUUACUUGAUUGUUAAUUGUGUUAUUGAUAAUGAUACUAUGCAACUCUGUAUAUAAUUUAUUGAACAUCGUGUUGAUCUUAUGUAACACAGCCUCUAUUCAUCAAUGUCAAAAAGUCUGGGCUUCUUGUGCUUCUUGUUGAUUUUGACUGUACAUUCGAAACCCUUUAUAACGCUACUGGUCAGGUGCCUAAAUCCGGACACUUUUGGUGGUUUUAUGACGAUAACUUUGCAUUCCAAAACUACACUUGCAUCACAAUUCAAAUGUAUAAUUUUAGGUUCUUUAUAAAUCUCUAUGCAAAACAAGAAAGCCGUAUAUUGCUGAUUUCAUCAUAGAAAAAGUCAUCCGAAGUGGGCCAGUAAAAGCUGUCAAAAUCAACCUUCAGAGUGCUUAAAUAUUUGGACACUAUUUCGGUAUGAAAUGCAACGAAUCUGUGAACCAACAAAAUAACAAUUAACACGACUUUGUUUGAAAUAAAGCAGUCAGAUUCAAUCCUGUAAAUGUAGACAAACAUCUCCGUUCGAUUGAAGUUUUAUUACCUGUUAAUCACAAUUGUGGACUAGUUUCUAAUUUAAUGUGUAACUGCCAAAUAUAACAAUGAUAUAAUACUCAAUAAAAUCUAUCUUAGCGAAAAUUAAUGUUUUACAACUUUUCUCACCUACAUGCAGAUUCUGUUGCUGUCGUUAUACUUUUUGACGCAACUAUGCACUAUAAUGACGCCGCGUCGACUUUAUUUUAUGAAUUGCUUCCCCUGUCUGCAAAAUGCUGGCAUUUUCUUCUCUAUUGAACUAAUUAUUAUAAAACAGAAAUCGGUUAAAUUUCUUAAAUAAAUACAGAGGGUAGUGCAGAAUUGUAAAACAUGUUUUUACGUCAGUUUUGAUCAACUAAGAAAAAGAGUCGUCUGAAACAGGCAGAAUUGUUUUCUCAUUAAAUUAGUACCUCGCCGCACCUCAAAUAACUGGCGUGCGCUGUAUGACGUCAUCCCCCACGACACACGAUUUUUACUUUUAGCGGUGCGGAAUUUUGAAGGUAAUUUUCUCUAUAAAUACUUACAUUCACACACUGUUGUUAACAACUGGUCAUCAAAGCGUUCGUCUGCGUCGAUCAUGUUCAUUUCAGUAAAAAUCAUGUUUGUAAAGCAUUUUUUUAAAGGUGUCCGAAUUAUUAAGCACCGUCCGGAUUAAGGCACUGGACCAGUAAUUGUGUAAGAUUACAAUGUGUAACAUAGUUUUAUCAUCAUUGUUUGAGAAUGUCCAAGUUGUAAAAUAUUCUUUUUCUGAAAAACAGUCUUAUUAAGUUAUAAUAACAAACAUAUCAUAGAAAUAGAAAAAUAGAAUUCAUAGAUAUAGUAUAUAUUUAUACAUUUUAAUACUAGAAGACUUAGUAUAGUAUAUUGGAUUGAGUGCCUUUCUGUAGCUGUUCUUUGUCUUGUUUUUUUUUCUAUUUCUGACUUUGAGAACAUUGUUAUCUUGUCUAUGAUAUUAAAAUUAAGCUACAUGACAUGAUAUUUACAUAAUCCUUUAAUGUGUAAGAUACAGUACUUAAGAAUUGUUAUUUUUGAAGUGGC
Mercenaria mercenaria is the source of this 3776-nucleotide messenger RNA. RefSeq names its product receptor-type tyrosine-protein phosphatase O-like. The transcript is spliced from 16 exons. Gene Ontology annotation, molecular function: protein tyrosine phosphatase activity. Bases 175 to 1677 code for a protein of 500 amino acids. Gene Ontology annotation, biological process: protein dephosphorylation. The record is from RefSeq and is a predicted model, not a curated record. Lineage: Eukaryota; Metazoa; Mollusca; Bivalvia; Venerida; Veneridae.